Emiliania huxleyi CCMP1516 is the source of this 192-nucleotide messenger RNA. RefSeq lists its product as hypothetical. The transcript has a single exon. The record is from RefSeq and is a predicted model, not a curated record. The annotation marks the transcript as partial. Gene Ontology annotation, molecular function: acyltransferase activity, transferring groups other than amino-acyl groups. Lineage: Eukaryota; Haptophyta; Isochrysidales; Noelaerhabdaceae.
CCGCUCCUCUCCUCCCUCGCCGUCAGCCCGGACUGGCGGCGGCGCGGGCUGGCGCAGCGGCUGUGCCGCGAGGCGGAGGGGCUCGCGAGGGAGUGGGGGUACGAUGAGGUGCUGCUCAAGGUGGAGCGGGACAACCGGCGCGCGCGCAAGCUCUACCGCAAGCUCGGCUACCGAGACGUCGCCGUCGACGCC